Molecule: messenger RNA, 1081 nt
Organism: Symphalangus syndactylus (siamang)
Lineage: Eukaryota; Metazoa; Chordata; Mammalia; Primates; Hylobatidae
Product: aldo-keto reductase family 1 member C4
Molecular function (GO): oxidoreductase activity
Source: RefSeq, a predicted model, not a curated record
GAAGUGGCAUGCAAUGGAUCCCAAAUAUCAGCGUGUGGAGCUAAAUGAUGGUCACUUCAUGCCCGUAUUGGGAUUUGGCACCUAUGCACCUCCAGAGGUUCCGAGGAACAGAGCUGUGGAGGUCACCAAAUUAGCGAUAGAAGUUGGCUUCCGCCAUAUUGAUUCUGCUCAUGUAUACGAUAAUGAGGAGCAAGUUGGACUGGCCAUCCGAAGCAAGAUUGCAGAUGGCAGUGUGAAGAGAGAAGACAUAUUCUACACUUCAAAGCUUUGGUGCACUUUCUUUCGACCACAGAUGGUCCAACCAGCCUUGGAAAGCUCACUGAAAAAACUUCAACUGGACUAUGUUGACCUCUAUCUUCUUCAUUUCCCAUUGGCUCUCAAGCCAGGUGAGACGCUACUACCAAAAGAUGAAAAUGGAAAAGUAAUAUUCGACACAGUGGAUCUCUGUGCCACAUGGGAGGUCAUGGAGAAGUGUAAGGAUGCAGGAUUGGCCAAGUCCAUCGGGGUGUCAAACUUCAACCGCAGGCAGCUGGAGAUGAUCCUCAACAAGCCAGGGCUCAAGUACAAGCCUGUCUGCAACCAGGUAGAAUGUCAUCCUUACCUCAACCAGAGCAAACUGCUGGAUUUCUGCAAGUCAAAAGACAUUGUUCUGGUUGCCUAUAGUGCUCUGGGAACCCAACGACUAUGCAUUUCUGGCUUUCCUUCCAGGAUGGUGGACCCGAACUCCCCAGUUCUUUUGGAGGACCCAGUUCUUUGUGCCUUAGCAAAGAAACACAAACGAACCCCAGCCCUGAUUGCCCUGCGCUACCAGCUGCAGCGUGGGGUUGUGGUCCUGGCCAAGAGCUACAACGAGCAGAGGAUCAGAGAGAAUGUCCAGGUUUUUGAAUUCCAGUUGACAUCAGAGGAUAUGAAAGUUCUAGAUGGCCUAAACAGAAAUUAUCGAUAUAUUGUCAUGGAUUUUCUUAUGGACCACCCUGAUUAUCCAUUUUCAGAUGAAUAUUAGCAUAGAGGGUGUUGCACGACAUCUAGCAGAAGGCCCUGCGUGUGGAUGAUGAUGCAGAGGAUGUCUCUAUGCUGGUGA